Phycodurus eques (leafy seadragon) is the source of this 4878-nucleotide messenger RNA. RefSeq names its product ectodermal-neural cortex 2 (gene enc2). The record is from RefSeq and is a predicted model, not a curated record. Lineage: Eukaryota; Metazoa; Chordata; Actinopteri; Syngnathiformes; Syngnathidae. The transcript is spliced from 11 exons. Gene Ontology annotation, molecular function: protein binding. The coding region runs from base 120 to 1889 and encodes 589 amino acids.
CCCAGUCGACUCAACAGGAUCUUGUGUUGGACAGGAGGUUUCGCUUUGACGACUGAUGCUCAAUCCUCGGGUGAUUUUACAUUAGAUUUGGGAAUUAUUUCUGAGUGAGGACCGCCACCAUGUCGGUGACUGUUCAUGAGAAUCGGAAAUCCCGCACCAGCACGGGAUCCAUGAACAUUUCCCUGUUCCACAAGCCUUCGCACCCUGACCUUGUCUUGACUCAUCUAAACACAAUGAGGAAACAGUGCAUGUUCACAGAUAUCACACUGUGGGCUCGGGACCGGUCCUUCCAAUGUCACAGGGCAGUAUUGGCUGCUUGUAGCCGUUACUUUGAAGCCAUGUUCAGUGGAGGGCUACGAGAAAGUAUGGACAGUGAAGUCAAUUUCAGAGACAGUAUACACCCCGAGGUCUUGGAGCUUCUGCUGGAUUUCGCCUAUUCUUCUCGAGUCAUUAUAAAUGAAGAGAAUGCUGAAUCAUUGUUGGAAGCAGGAGACAUGUUGCAGUUUCAUGACAUCCGGGAUGCCGCAGCAGAAUUUUUAGAAAAAAACCUUCAUUCAUCCAACUGUUUGGGGAUGAUGCUAUUAUCAGAUGCCCAUCAGUGUAAAAGAUUGUACGAGCUGUCAUGGAGGAUGUGCCUACUACACUAUGAAACGAUACGAGAAUCUGAGGACUUCUAUAGUUUGACUAAAGAAAAGUUGCUGGAGCUUGUACUUAGUGAUGAGCUGGAGAUAGAAGAUGAACAGGUUGUGUUUAACUCUGUGAUGCGAUGGGUUCAAAAUGACUUGGAUAGUCGGCGUCACCAUUUACCGGAGCUGCUUGGGGCCAUAAGGUUGGCUCUUCUUCCCUCUGAAUGUCUCUUGGAGGCUGUUGCAUGUGAAGAGCUAAUAAUGGCUGACAAGAGGAGCAGGUUAAUUGUAGACGAGGCAAUGCAGUGUAAAAAAAGAAUUCUUCAAAAUGAUGGAAUUGUGACGAGUCCCUGUGCUCGACCACGUAAGGCAGGGCACACACUGCUUAUAUUGGGAGGCCAAACUUUUAUGUGUGACAAGAUAUAUCAGGUUGACCAUAAAGCCAAGGAGAUCAUUCCAAAGGCAGACCUUCCCAGCCCAAGAAAAGAAUUCAGUGCAUGUGCCAUUGGCUGUAAGGUUUAUGUGACUGGAGGAAGAGGGUCUGAAAAUGGAGUGUCAAAAGACGUCUGGAUCUAUGACACAGUUCAUGAAGAAUGGGCGAAAGGAGCACCCAUGCUUAUAGCAAGAUUUGGUCAUGGUUCAGCUGAGUUGGAGAACAGCCUGUAUGUGGUUGGUGGUCAUACAGCCAUUGCCUUUGUUUUUCCUGCCUCGCCAUCCGUCUCUCUAAAACAAGUUGAGCGGUAUGACCCUGUCAGUAACAAGUGGACUAUGAUGGCUCCCUUAAGAGAUGGUGUCAGUAAUGCAGCAGUGGUCAGUGCCAAAUUAAAACUGUUCGUUUUUGGUGGCACCAGCAUACACAGAGAAAAAGCCUCUAAGGUCCAAUGCUAUGACCCUGUUGUGAACCGCUGGAACAUUGCAGCUGAAUGCCCGCAACCUUGGCGCUACACAGCAGCUGCAGUCUUGGGGAGUCAGAUCUUCAUCAUGGGUGGUGACACAGAAUUCACAGCAGCCUCUGCUUAUCGGUUUGACUGUGAAACGAAUCAGUGGAGUCGUGUGGGUGACAUGACAUCGAAACGGAUGAGUUGCCAUGCCGUGGCCUCAGGAAAUAAACUGUAUGUGGUUGGAGGUUACUUUGGGACACAGAGGUGUAAAACAUUGGAUUGUUAUGAUCCAACAUCUGACAGCUGGAACUCCAUCACCACUGUGCCUUAUUCACUGAUCCCUACCGCCUUUGUCAGCACGUGGAAACACCUACCUGCCUAAGUGGAAUACAGUAUGAGGUAAAUUCUGAAUGAUUGGUCAAAGUGGUUUUGGUAGUAUGGUGCAGUUUCACAGUUUAAAUGUUUUUCUAAGGAGACACAGUCCAGACAACCCAUCUUUGGGUCACCACUGGAAUCACUGAAAUCGAUGUCAAUACCGAUCUUUUGACCCAUCCUAUUAAUUGAUGAAAGGAUAAUCUCGCCAAGUAAAAAGCCAUCAGUAGUAGCAAUUUUGAAAGCAACAUGACAUCUGUUGUGCUCAACAGGUUCCAGCUUACAGUCAGUGUAGGAGGUAACAGUUGUCUUUUUUGGCGCAAAAUGUUAAGCCUGUCUUGCAGCUGCAACGUGUCAUGCUCUUUCCUCCUCUGUCCUGUCAAAAAUACUGAAUCAUUCCACUUGCUGCUGAUGCUGUGGCAAGCGUGAGUUAAUUACUUUCCUUCUACUCCUCCUGAGGAGUUAAGUUGUCUGGGCUGUAUGCCCCUGGCAAUGUUACCCAGGGUAAACAGGUCAUAGGUGAGGGAACAGACAAAGCACAGAUCAGAAACCCCUAUGAUGUACAAAAUAAUUUAAAUACAGCGGCUGAAAUAAGUAACACGUCACCAAUUUUUCUCACUAAAUAUACUUCCGAAGGUGCUAUUGAACUGGAAAUUUCACCAGAUGUUGGGAACAACCCAAGUAAUCCAUACAUACAAAGAAAGUAAGAAAAAAUAAGCUCAGAAAUUAAGUUGUGUGUAAAAUGACACAGGGAAAAAGUAUUGAACAAAUGAAGAAAGUGAGGUGCAAAAAGGCAUGGAAAGCCAAGACAACACCUAAAAUCUAGAAGAAGAAGAAUCACCUUUAUUGUCAUGAACAUGCAUGCAUACACAAAAACAUUUCUCUGCAUUUUACCCAUCACAGUGAACACACACACUUGUUAGUGGAACACACUGGAGCACGGGGCAGGUGAAGCGCAGGGGCAGUUCGGGGUAUCGGUGUCUUGCUCAAGGACACCACAGCCAUGAGUCCGAGAGAUGUUGGCGGAUUGUCCGGUCGGUGUCUUGAAACUAGGUGGCGAUGAUCUUAACCAUUGGGCCAGGGCUGCCUAUCAAUCAUCAAUCUAUCUAUCAUCUAUCUAUCAAUAAUCAAACAGCAACCCAGCCCCUUGUCAGUGCAAAUGAAUAUCAGCUGUCUAAAGACCAUCGCAAACAAUCCAUCCAUCCAUUUUCUUUUACCGCUUAUCCUCAACUAAUUGUUGCAAAACAUAACGAUAGCAUUGGUUACAGGCGCAUAUCUAAGCUUCUGAACGUUCCAGUGAGCACGGCUGGGGCAACAAUACGUAAGCGGAAAGCCAAUCAUACCACCAUAAAUUUGCUUCGAUCAGGUGCUCCUCGCAUGAUUUCUCACAGAGAAGUAGAAAGAAGAAUCAGAAGAGUUUUCCAAGACCAAAGGACCACCCGUGGAGAGCUUCAAAAAGCCCUGGAAUUAGCAGGUACUGUUGUCACAAGGAAAACAGUGAGUAAUGUACUCUGCCGCCAUGGCCUGUAUGCACGCUCACCACGCAAGGCCCCAUUGCUGGAAAAAAAAAGCAUGUCAAACCUCGUUUAUAGUUUGCUGAACAACCUUUGGAGUGGCAAAGUUAAAUACUGGGAAAAAAAUAGUCUGGUCGGAUGACAGGAAAAUUUAACUCUUUGGAUGCCAUAAUGCAUGCAAUGCAAAGAACUGAAACUCAAGGUCCAUAAAAGAAGCCCACGGAACCUUCAAAAUUUGAAGACUGCUUGUGUGGAGGAAUGGGCCAAAAUCACAGCAGAGCAAUGCAUGCGACUAGUUUCUGCAUACAGGUGGCAUCUUGAACCUGUCGUUGCAAACAAUGGCUUUUGUACAAAGUAUUAAAUAAAUACCAAUUGGCGUGUUCACUACUUUUUCCCUGUGUCAUUUCACAUUAUGACACAUAACUUAAUUUCUGAUCUUAUAAUUUCUGAUCUUAUUUGUUCUACUUUCUUUGUAUGUAUGGAUUACUUGGGUUGUUCCCAACAUCUGGUGAAAUUUUCAGGUCAAUAGCACCUUUGGAAAUAUAUUUAAUGAAAAAAAUUAUGUCGUGUUAAAUAGUUAUUUUAGCCGCUGUAUGUUUUCCCUCGUCUGGAUUUGGGUCACCGGGGCCCUCUUCUAAGAGCCAGGUAUGGAGGUGGGGCAUUUGAGUGAGUGCCUGGUAACCGGGCCUGCACCCAUUUGGCCCGGCCAGUCACAGCUCGAAGAGGUAACGUGGGCCCCGCUUCCCAUGGGCUCACCACAUGUGAAAGGGGCCAAAGGGGUCGGGUGCAGAAAGAGCUGGGCGGGGACUUUGGUGGUUUGAACUCCUGCUACAGAAGCUGGCUAGGGACGUGGAAUGUCACCUCUCUGGCAGGGUAGACGCCUGAGCUAAGGUAUGUGGGUGAGAAUUUCCAACUGUAUAUAGUGGGUCUCACCUUGAUACACAGCUUAAGCUCUCGUACCAGUUAUUUUUUUAAUUUAUUUUAUCACCUGUCCUGUUCAGCUGCAUGGCCAUGCAGAAUAGUGGAUCUGUAUGCCUUUUGUGCUGGAACAGUUUUGCUGUGUAACCGGGGAGUUUGAAAUACUCCUGCUUAUUUUUUAAUUUUGCAAUUAUUCUGAUGUUUAUUGAAAAUGCAGCCAGACAGAAAAGGGUUUUAGGGGACAGACUGAGGGAUAGAAUGGACAAGGGGAAUAGGGCUGCGAACCACAGCAGAGCAAUAAUUAGACAGUCUAAAUAUUUGAGCACAAAUAACGUUACAACAGUCAAAUCGUGUUCCUAUUUGUGGCGGGGGACACCCGGUGAGGACAUGCAACAACUAACCAAUAGGACAAGGUGAGAGAAGAGAGAAAAGGGCAGGACAGGACAGGAUGUGGGAAAUGAGCAAGGCAGUGCAACGGAUGAGUGGUGCGGUAGGAUUCUUUUAUAUAGUCUAAACACCUGUAAGAACCUGUGAGUUGAUAUAUUAAUAAAACCUGUGUUAUUGUUA